AGAAAUUCCCACCAACAAACCAACUCGUAGCACAUUUUCCACUUCUCGCUGGAAAAAACACAAUAUCGGUGGUGAAAGGUUACAGUGAGAAGAAGAAUCGGAAAUGGCGGCGGAAGGAGGUUCCGAUCAAUUCAUCGACAUCGUUAAGCUCUCUCCUCCGGCAAAGUUCCCGGCGGCAUUCCCCCAGGACCUCAAGGUGGCUCCCUCCUUGAAGCGCCGCCGUUCUGGCGGUGACACGUGGGUGGUGUCAGUGUUCGUGAUCAUCCACGUGGGCGUCUUCAUCGCAACGAUGCUGGUCAAUGAUUGCUGGACGAACUCCAACGGCGACUGCGCCCUAAAAACCCUCGGAAGGUUCUCCUUCCAACCUCUCUCUGAGAAUCCUCUCUUAGGCCCUUCUCAGUCCAAAUUAGAGGAAAUGGGAGCGCUUCGGAGGAAUUUCGUGACAGAGUAUCACCAAACUUGGCGUCUUUUCACCUCUCCAUUUCUUCAUGCUGGGCUCUUCCACCUCCUCCUCAAUCUCUGCAGUAUCAUCUUCAUCGGAAUUCACCUAGAGCGCGAGCUUGGACCGUUACGGAUUGGUGUAAUCUAUGCAAUGUCUGCAUUUGGGGGAGCCUUGAUGGCUUCUCUUUUUCUUCAGCAUACCCCAGCUGUUGCCUCUUCUGGGGCUUUGUAUGGAUUACUCGGAACUUUACUCUCUGAGCUCAUUUGGAACUGGGAAUUACAAACCAAAAGGGUUUCAGCAAUAGUCUCUUUUGUCUUUGUAUUUGUUUGCAAUUUCAUCCUUGGCUUUCUGCCUUAUGUCGACAACUUUGCGAGCAUUGGAGGUUUCGUAUCAGGGUUCCUUCUUGGAUCUGUACUUCUACUCAGCAGAAGGCUUGAACUGCCAAAGGUUCCAAUCAAAGGAACUCUCUUUGAUUAUGGUGUCAAGAGUUACAUCAAGUUAAAGUUGAAGCAAAACAUGGACAGACCGGUUCUCAGGAUUGUUUCUUUUAUCCUCUUUAGCCUGAUAUUGGCCGGUUGUCUUGUGGCAGUUCUUCACGGGAUCAACAUCAAUAGUUAUUGCACAUGGUGCCCAUAUGUUGACUGUAUCCCUUAUACAAGCUGGCACUGCCAAAAUGGAGAAACCUCUUGUAAGACAAUGGUGAGCGAUGAUCAGAUGACAUUGACCUGUAUGGGGAAUGGAAACUUCAGGGUCUUUCCUUUUACGAACAUCUCUCGGACAAGGAUCAGUGAUCUAUGCAAUCUGAUAUGCUGAUGAAACUACAAGUUUCAAUGAUCACUUGUGCCACAAAUUACUUGGGAAAUGCUGGAUAGCUGAAAGAUAGCUUUGUAUCUUGCCAUUUUUGUCAUGUUCUUUUUUCCCGGAGAUGGAGCUAUAGGACCUCAUUUAGAAGCUUGAGCAAGUUCGGUGUAACACAAGAUGAAUCCUAUUCAUUCUUGUAAAAAAUUGCUGUAGAAAUAAAUAAGGGUUAUCCCUUCUAGAUAAGUGACCAUUUCAUUUCAUAGCUUUGUAAAAAAUUGUGAUUUGAAAAAUAUUUUCAUCACUUUUUUUUUUGGGUGUAUUCAACUGGACUUAUUAUCUCUCUUUCUCAUCAAGAGAAAAAAUAAGUCCAAACUCCAAAGUGAAAACACAAAAAAAGGGGGGGUUACUACUGUUGUCACUUUCAUCCCAUGUUAAAUAAAAGCUUGAAUGACAGCUAUGAUACUUGGAAAUUCCCAGCAGAUCCGGAUUCUGGCUGCUUCUGAUUCAGCUCUAUAACUAGAUUAUGGCCAUGGUUGAGGUUUGUGAGCUGUUGUUGAG
Molecule: messenger RNA, 1801 nt
Organism: Arachis duranensis
Lineage: Eukaryota; Viridiplantae; Streptophyta; Magnoliopsida; Fabales; Fabaceae
Product: RHOMBOID-like protein 8
Exons: 6
Coding region: 104-1255 (383 amino acids)
Biological process (GO): proteolysis
Cellular component (GO): membrane
Molecular function (GO): serine-type endopeptidase activity
Source: RefSeq, a predicted model, not a curated record